Dovyalis caffra is the source of this 3237-nucleotide messenger RNA. The record is from the annotation of a GenBank genome assembly. Lineage: Eukaryota; Viridiplantae; Streptophyta; Magnoliopsida; Malpighiales; Salicaceae.
AUGGCCACGGAGAGUCCACUUAGAAUGCCCUCCCACAAGGAGUCGGCAACUUUUGCACCAUCAACUCCUAAUAUGGCAGUGGAGGAUUUGGGAUUUCUUAGAAAGGGUCAAAGAUUCCAUGGCAAUGGGAGAGAUGCAGUCCCUAAUCGAAGUGGAAGUGCACCUCCAAACAUGGAAGGCUCCUUUUUGGCGGUAAACAACCUCAUUUUCCAGCAAAAUUCCAACCUUAAUCCGAGGUUAGGGAGUUCAAACAAUGCUCUUCAAGCAUUUGACUCGGAGAAGCAGUCAUAUUUAUCUUAUUAUGGUACUGGUGCCAAUCUAAACACCAGACUUCCUACACCACCCAUCCCAAGGGAGAAUCAGCAUCUGGGACGUCAAACUGUUAAGUUUGGCAGUAAUUGGGGAUUGGCUCCAAUAGAUGACAGCAGUAACAGUUCCUUGCAUUUGUUGCAAGUUCUUUCUACACACAAGGAAGAGUCUGAGGAUGACCACUCACCCCAGCAGCCCUUGGACAAUUUAGUUGACACGACAAAUGGAUUUUGGUCUGGAGAGGAUGCUGCUCCAUUGGCAGGCCAAUCGAAAAGCUUGGUUGAUUUAAUUCAGGAGGAUUUCCCCCGUACUCCAUCUCCUGUAUAUAACCAGUCUCGGUCCUUAAGCUCUGGAACGACAGAUGAAGCAGCUGAUCAUGACAUAGUUUCCAGUUCCUUGCAUGAUCUCACUGUUAGCACAUCCAAUGCCAUUCCAUCAAUUCUAGGUACAAAAACUGUAGGGCUACCAUUGAAUGUUGAUCCCUCAAUCACUCCUGUUUCAAGCUCAUUGUCUCUUAAUUGCACAGGAACCACACAACCCAAACCACCUGUUAGCAAAGGAUUUUUAAAUAGUGCAGAUGUUAACGUUAUUGAAUCUGGAAUGAAGGGUCUUAAUAUAUCUAGCCUUCAGAAUCCCAAGGAGCAAAAAAAUCUAGAGCAGUGGCAACACAGCUACCAGGGCCAUGUUCAGCAACAUCAAGUCCACCAACAGCUGAGCAAUUCAUUUCAAGUUCAAAGUGCCAAGUCUCAAAUGGGUUCUCAGGGAGUAAAUUCUGCAUAUGUUGGUAUGGAUCAACUUCUCCAUGGCCCAUCAAAGUUCUCAGCGGAGUUGCAGCCAGUAUUGCAGUCAUCUGGGUUCACGCCUCCUGUUUACGCAACAGCUGGCUACAUGACUUCACCAAGUCCAUUUUACCCAAAUCUACAGGCUCCAGGAUUAUGUGCGCCACAAUAUGGUAUGGGGGGUUAUGCUCCGAAUUCAAAUGUUAUUCCUCCGUAUGUUGCUGGAUAUCCCCCUCAUGGUACAGUUCCAAUGGUUUUUGAUGGCUCUGUUAUUCCAAACUUUAAUGCCGCAAUGUCUGGGACUUCAAGUGGCGGAGGCAUUACCCAUGGAGCUGAUGUGCAACAUUAUAACAAGUUCUAUGGGCAGCUUGGAUAUGCAGUUCAACCUUCAUUUACCGAUCCUGUAUAUAUGCAAUACUAUCAACAGCCUUAUGGACUGGCAUAUAAUAUGUCUAGUCAAUUUGAUCCCUUGGCAUCUGGAGGUGGUGCUAUUGGCAGACAAAACAAUGCUCCUGACUUAAAGAAAGGGUCUGAAGUUGCUGCUGGCUUGGAGGAGCAGAAAUUGCUACACCAGAGAGGUGGAGCGAUUAAUCUGAAUCAAGGUAGAGGGCGGAUAAUGAAUCUUCCCUAUUUUGGAAAUUCACCAAAUAUGGGUAUAUUGCAGUACCCCUCAUCACCCCUUGCUAGCCCAGUUUUGCCAGGAUCCCCAGUGGGGGGCAGUGGUAUUUCUGGAGGGAGAAAUGAAAUGAGGUUCCCGCCAGGCAGUGGUAGAUAUGCUGCUGUGUAUUCUGGAUGGCAAGGUCAAAGAGGAUCAGAGAGUUUUAAUGACCCUAAAGUAUAUAAUUUUCUUGAGGAGUUGAAAUCUGGCAAAGGCCGCAGAUUUGAGUUGUCUGAUAUUGUAGGGCACAUUGUUGAAUUUAGGCAAGUCCUUACUGAUGCUGAUCAACAUGGUAGCCGAUUUAUUCAGCAGAAGUUAGAGAAUUGCAGUGCUGAAGAGAAGGCAUCUGUAUUUAAGGAAGUUCUUCCAUAUGCUUCCAAAUUAAUGACUGAUGUUUUUGGCAACUAUGUUAUUCAGAAAUUUUUUGAGUAUGGAAGCACUGAGCAGAGGAAGGAACUUGCUAACCAGCUUACUGGUCAGAUUUUGCAUCUAAGUUUGCAGAUGUAUGGUUGUCGGGUAAUCCAAAAGUUUCCUGAGAUGGGGUGCCUACCCUCUGAGUUUUCAGUACCAUGGGAGUGUGUGAUUAGUGGUCACAUUGAGUUAGAUUGGACACUUGUAUACAGGGUGUCAGUACUGAAUAAGAAUAGGAAUGGCAAGUUUCUUAUUGGUGGUGCCUUGCUGAAAUUGGAUGUUAGAUAUGCACUUGACGUAAUUGAGCUUGAUCAGAAAGCACAGCUUGUCCAUGAAUUGGAUGGACAUGUUAUGAAAUGUGUACGUGAUCAGAAUGGUAACCAUGUCAUACAGAAGUGCAUUGAGGGUAUACCGGCGGAAAAAAUUGGAUUCAUAAUCUCUGCCUUCCGUGGUGAAGUUGCAACUCUCUCCAUGCAUCCUUAUGGUUGCCGUGUUAUACAGAGAGUUCUAGAGCAUUGUGCAGAUGAGCUGCAAUGUCAGUUCAUAGUGGAUGAGAUCUUGGAGUCUGUCUGCAUUCUUGCACAAGACCAGUAUGGAAAUUAUGUUACUCAGCAUGUAUUGGAGAGGGGGAAAUCUUAUGAAAGAUGCCAAAUUAUUAGCAAAUUGUCAGGGCAUAUUGUUCCGCUCAGCCAGCAUAAGUUUGCGUCCAAUGUUGUUGAGAAAUGUUUGGAGUAUGGUGGUGCCACAGAGCGGGAAAUAAUAAUUCAGGAGAUUCUUGGGCAGAAUGAAGGAAACGAUAAUCUAUUGACAAUGAUGAAGGACCAAUAUGCAAAUUAUGUUGUCCAGAAGAUUCUUGACACUUCUACUGAUAUUCAGCGGGCCAUGUUGCUUAAUCGUAUAAGAACACAUGUGCAUGCUCUGAAGAAAUAUACUUACGGGAAGCACAUUGUUGCUAGGUUCGAACAGCAAUUUGGAGAAGAACUUAGCUAUGGACUCCAUAUGUGGGGUUGGUCCGAGUGGUUAUGCCUUGCAGCUGAACUGAAAGACAUGCUUGUCACCAGGAAAAAGGAUACUUGGUAA